AGCUGCGCAUGUUCGGGAAGAACGGAUGGAUGAUAUACCGAAGCUCCUGGCCUUCUUUAGAGAGUGCAAAGCAAAUAAUCCACAAUUCUUUUAUGAGUUCCAACUUGAUGAUAAGAACGUCGUCAAGAAUGUCUUUUGGAGCCACGCCAGUCAACAGGGUGACUAUGCAGACUACUCUAGCGUGGUGACAUUUGACACGACGUACCGCACCAAUCAAUAUAGCGUGCCUUUAGCAAUGUUUGUUGGAUUCAACAACAAGUUGCAAAAUGUUGUUUUUGGUCAGGCAUUGUUGAGGGACGAAAGAGCAGAUACCUUUGAGUGGUUGUUCAAGCAAUUUAGAGCUUGUAUGGGGGGCAAGGAUCCUAUUGUUAUCUUCACAGAUCAAGAUUCUUCAAUUGAGAAGGCAAUAAAUUUGGUAUUUGAAAAGACGUACCACAGAUAUUGCCGCUGGCAUGUCACGAACAAGUUUCGGAAUGAGCUGAAUCAGCUUAAUACCCAACAUCCCGGACUGUCUGAAACCUUAACUUCUGUUAUCAAUCAUCCACUCAGACCGAUUGAAUUUGAGCAAGCCUGGGCUGCAAUGCUUGACAAAUAUGAAGUUCAUGAGUCCAAAGUGCUGAUGAAGUUGUACGACGAAAGGAACAUGUGGGUGGGUGCUUAUUUCAAAGAGAUAUUCUGCGGGACGAUGACUUCGACACAAAGAAGUGAGAGUGUCAAUUCUACCGUCAAGCAUGGUUAUUGUGACAAUUCAACGGCAAUACAUGAGUUUGCGAAGUCAUUCUUGGAACUUUUGGCGCAUAAUAAGGAGAAAGAGGCAGAAGAGGAGUUCAAUUCGCAGGCCCCGGUUAUUGCCUCGACAUUUUAUGGCUACGACAAUCAGCUUAGCAGAGUGUACACCAGAGCUGUGUACAAGGUGUUCGUGAGUAGACUCAAAUCAAGCACUGCUUUCCGUGUGCGUCCAGACCCGGACAAGGCUGGUUACUACCUGGUGAAGCACACAAGGCCCCCAACUGAUUUCCCUUGGUUAUGUCAUGAAUUUUGGGUGAAAGCUGUAGUGAAUGAGGAAAUUCCUGAGGAAUCAGAAUUUAAUUGCGAGUGCAUGAGAAUUGAGCACACGGUAUGUUUUGCCCGCAUCUUUUGUGUGUGCUUACAAACCUGCAAGUGGCACAUAUCCCAUCCCGGUAUAUCCCCAAAAGAUAUACAAGGAAUGCCAGGGAAGCUACCCCCUUUGAUAGACACGAUAAAGUAUAUGUUGGACCGAGUGGAGACACUAAAGCAAGCCGCAUGCUGGAGCUAUUACCUGAUUGGUGUGCACUGCAACAGAAGUCUGUCAUGUCCAGUGAGCCAAGUGCAAAGAAUUGCUUCGCCAGGCACUUCAAGUUGUUGACCAGAUACCUCAUGAUUUGGGUCCACCAAAUGCUGCAUUAGGGGUGGCACAUGAUUUGGAUCCACCAGCUGCUGCAUCAGGGGUGCCGGUUGGGCAGAAUCAUGUUGUAUCAGCAUCGGCCCCCCCAAUCUCUAGCACAAAAGGGAGCCGUACAAAGGGGGUGGAGGGUGUUGAUCUCCCGGCCCCACACUUCAAAAGACCGCAAGGAAAAAACCGUAAGCGUUGCUGUAAGAGAUGCAAUAAGAGCGGACACAAUAUUACUACAUGUGGGAGAGAAGCCCCACCUCCCAAAAGGCCUAGGGGCAGGCCCGUGGGGAGUGGAACAAGAAAGAGGAAGGGUAGCUAUGAGAGCGAUGACACACAAGAUGACCUUGCUUCUGAAAUGGA
Molecule: messenger RNA, 1774 nt
Organism: Panicum virgatum (switchgrass)
Lineage: Eukaryota; Viridiplantae; Streptophyta; Magnoliopsida; Poales; Poaceae
Product: protein FAR1-RELATED SEQUENCE 5-like
Exons: 6
Coding region: 26-1387 (453 amino acids)
Biological process (GO): regulation of DNA-templated transcription
Source: RefSeq, a predicted model, not a curated record